CAUCACGUGGUACAGGGUCAGGGAUUAAGCCCCACCCCCAUCCCCCCUGUGACGUGACGUCACGUGGAGCUGGCGGUGGGAGCUGUUUUGGGGACGGUCGUGGGCAAUUGUUGUCUCGUCAUUGCACUGCCCCCACCCCCGUCACCGGCGGUUUGUCGACGGGGAUUAUGGAGCCGUUGUCGCCGUGACAGCUGUCCCGCGUCACGGUAAAUAUGAAUUUUACAACGGUCGUGGCCGUGCCCGGUGAUUUUGCAGACUGCACCGGCAUCGUCUUCUUCCUGGAGCCAACGUUUCACUCCCGCAAGGCCUUUUCUUCUUCUUCUUCUUCUUCUUCUUAUUAUUAUUAUUAUUAUAUCCCCCCGCCCCACCGUGUCUUUGUUUACAUUAGCGAAGGCCGAGUCGUCGUCGAAUCAAGAACGCAUGAGACCCGUUUGUUUUUGUGGCUCGUCAUCAUUGUAUGCUAGCGGUAGCCGAAGCCUUGUCGUCUGCCUUGUUGUUUUGUUUUGUUGUUUUUUUUUUUUUUUUUUUUUUUUUUUCUUUCCAGCUAAACUACAAGUAUGGCCGAGCAAGACCUUUGUCCCCACCUGGACUCCAUCGGGGAGGUGACGAAAGACGACCUCCUCGUCAAAUCCAAGGGAACCUGUCAAUCAUGCGCCGUCGGGGGGCCGAACCUGUGGGCUUGUCUUGAGAAUGACUGCCCGUAUGUAGGCUGUGGGGAGUCGUACUCGGAUCACAGCACGCUGCACGCUCAGGCCAAGAAGCACAACCUGACGGUCAACUUGACCACGUUCAGGAUCUGGUGCUACGUGUGCGAGCGGGAAGUGUUUCUAGAGCGGAGGCCCCCCCCGGGUCCCGGCGCCCCAGGGCCCCCCCACCACCCCUGCGGCGCCUCGGAGCAGGAAGCGGCGGCACCGGCGCCGCCCGGUCACCCGCUGAAAGCGGUGCCGAUCGCCAUGGGGGAAGAGGAGGGCUCCGAAUCCGAGGAGGACGAGCUUAAACCCAGAGGUUUGACGGGAAUGAAAAAUAUUGGCAACUCGUGCUACAUGAACGCGGCUCUUCAAGCGCUGUCCAACUGUCCUCCCCUCACUCAGUACUUCCUGGACUGCGCCGGGCUGGUCCGCACCGACAAGAAGCCGGCCCUCUGCAAGAGCUACCAGAAACUCAUCUCAGAACUCUGGCAUAAAAAACGGCCCAGCUACGUGGUCCCGACCCAUCUUUCCCACGGCAUCAAGCUGCUGAACCCGAUGUUUCGCGGUUAUGCUCAGCAGGACACCCAGGAGUUCCUCCGCUGUCUGAUGGACCAGCUCCACGAGGAGCUGAAGGAGCCGCUGAUGGAGUGCGUCGGCGGCAGCGGCGAAAGCAGCGACGGCGAGGAGAGGCUCGACGGCGAGCGCUCGCCCGCCGAGGACGACUUCCUCUCCUGCGACUCGGGCUCCAACAGCGAGGCGGGGAACUGCGGCGGCGGCGACGGCGAGGCGCCGCCGCAGGGCGAGCGCGACGUGGCGGACGGCCCCCUGGGCGGGGGGAUCUCUGAGAAGGAGAGGCUGAAGGACAGGCGGGUGUCCGGCUCGCCCCUUCGCGGGCCCUCGCAGGACAUGGACGAGGACGCCGACGUGGACACGGCCGUUUCCCAGGCAGCCGACGGUGAGGAGGACACGGCGCAGGAUGCCGAGGGCCAACGGCGAGAGAACAACCAAAGACAGGAAGGAAACGCCAUCUUGCAGGCGGACAACGAAGCGACGACGCCCUGCCCGCAAUCCACCCCCUGCAGUCCCGUGAGAAACCUCCAGGAGCUUCACGCCAAGCUGGCCUCCACGCCGCCUCGCUCCAGCCCGUUGCGCUCCGCGGGGGCCUCGUACCCUUUCAAGAAAGCUCAGUUGCUGCUGAGCUCCAGGAAGAAGAAGCACUCACACUACCGCAGCGUCAUCUCCGACAUCUUUGACGGCUCCAUCCUCAGCCUGGUCCAGUGCCUGACUUGCGACAGGGUGUCGACCACAGUGGAGACCUUCCAAGAUUUGUCUCUGCCGAUUCCCGGGAAGGAAGACUUGGCCAAGCUCCACUUGUCCAUCCACCAGAACCUUCCCGUCAAGACCAACGUGUGUCCCGACUCGUACGGCUCCCAGGGCUGGAUCUCCUUCAUCAUGGACUCCAUCCGCCGGUUCGUGGUCUCGUGCAUACCCAGCUGGUUCUGGGGGCCCAUGGUGACCUUGGAGGACUGCCUGGCCGCCUUCUUUGCCGCCGACGAGCUCAAAGGAGACAACAUGUACAGCUGCGAGAGAUGUAAGAAGUUGAGAAAUGGUGUGAAAUAUUGCAAAGUGCUCCGACUUCCAGAGAUCCUGUGCAUCCACCUGAAGCGCUUCCGGCACGAGGUGAUGUACUCGUUCAAGAUCAGCAACCACGUCUCCUUCCCGCUGGAGGGCCUGAACAUGCGACCGUUCCUGGCCAAAGACAGCCCGUCCCAGGUCACCACGUACGAUCUGCUCUCCGUCAUCUGUCACCACGGCACCGCCGGAAGUGGGCACUACAUCGCUUACUGUCAGAACGUGAUCAACGGCCAGUGGUAUGAAUUUGAUGACCAGUACGUCACCGAGGUCCACGAGACGGUGGUGCAGAACGCGGAAGCUUACGUGCUCUUCUACAGGAAAAGCAGCGAGGAGUCCGUGCGGGAGCGGCAGAAGGUCGUCGCUCUGGCCAGCGGCAAAGAGCCCAGCCUGCUGCAGUUUUACAUCUCGCGAGAGUGGCUCAACAAGUUCAACACCUUCGCCGAACCGGGCCCCAUCGCCAACCGCACCUUCCUUUGUCACCACGGAGGCAUCCCUCCUAAUAAAUACAACUACAUCGACGACCUGGUGGUUAUCGUGCCGCAAAAUGUGUGGGAGUACCUUUACAACAGCUUCGGCGGCGGCCCAGCGGUCAACCACUUGUACGUGUGCGCCAUCUGCCAGGUGGAGAUCGAAGCGCUCGCCAAGCGCAGGAAAGCAGAGAUCGACACGUUCAUUAAGCUGAACAAAGAGUUCCAGGCCGAGGAGGCGCCCGGCGUCAUCUUGUGCAUCGGCAUGCAGUGGUUCCGAGAAUGGGAGACCUUCGUCAAAGGCAAAGACAACGAGCCUCCCGGUCCCAUCGACAACAGCAAGAUCGGCGUCAUAAAGGGGGGGCACGUUCAGCUCAAGCAAGGCGCAGACUACGGUCAGAUUUCCGAGGAGACGUGGCAGUACUUGCUGGGGAUCUACGGCGGGGGUCCCGAGAUCGCGGUGAGGCAGACGGCGGUGCCGCCCGACCCCGACGGCCUGCACGGCGAGAGGAAGAUCGAAGCCGAGACCAGAGCGCUCUGACCUCGUCCGAGCGCCUUCCCGUUCCCUCCCACACAAGACGAGGAAUUUUGCACCCGGACGACGCGACCGUGAGUAGACUGGAAACGUGCCGGACUGCAUCUGGUUUUCUAUCGCGAGGUGGGAUUCCCACGAUGUCACCGUGGCUGCGGACCACAGGCAACUCCGCCGAGACACAUGACAUGUUUUGUCCGCUCAUUAUCACCACUGCUUAUUUAUGGGUCUCUUAGCAACCUGCGACCACAACAAAAGCAUUGGAAAUCCCGCUUCAUGCGCUCGCAAAAGAAAAGCAGAGGUGGGAAAAGUACUUCUUGAGAAGUACAGGCACUUUUUUAAAUCUUGAGAAAAAUGUCAAACUACAACAAAAAAAAGGAGAAAAAUCUGAAAUGGAGUUAAGUGCAAAAUUCAAAAUCAAUAUUUACUGGCAAUUGUAUUCGAUAUUUGAGAAGUUGGCACAACAUUGGAAAAAAAAAUAAAAAAAACAUCCCAAAAUACCGUCAUUUCCGGCCUACAGAGCGCACCGGAUUAUAACCUUCACCCAGUACAUUUAGCUUAGCUUAACAUAGCAACAACACGAUAGCACGAACAGGGCUGGUUAAAAAAAAAAACAUACCGGUAAGAAAACAGCCGCGGCACCUACACAGUUGCAACAAGGUAGCACAGCACUAAAAGAGCCGGUUAAAAAAAAAAAAAAAAAAACAUACCUAAAUCACUGAGACGCGGCAGAAACACGCUAGCACCGCACUAACACUAGCGUGGCGCUAACAGGGCCGGUAAAAAAAAAAACCAUACCGGUAAAAAUCACUUAGACAUUGCAGUAAUACAGCAGCAACACACUAACACAGCGCUAGCGCAGCGCUAACAGGGCCGGUUAAAAAAAAAAAAAAAAAUACAACAUACCGGUAAAAGUCAGCUCCUCAGCACAUAUAUUCCACUGGUCUCACUCUUACCUUUUCCGCUCCAGUGCCCCCUCGUGGCCAUUAGAAGAAAAAAAAAAUGCACAAAUUAGCCGCGUAAGCCGCAGGGUCGAAAGCUAAAGUUGCAGUUUAUGGGCCGGAAAUGACGGUACUUUCCCCUCCCUUUUGACGUGCAGGCUCAUUCGGAGAUGAAAAGAACUUGAUACUGUGACAGGACUGGGCCCACCUGUUCCGCAUGAGUGAAACACUACACAACACACGCUAAAUGCUCUCCAUAAUUGUGUAGCACAAGGUGUUUCCCUUCAGCCUAGCCUCAUGCUAACAUAUGAGCCGAAACAGCAUAGCCGGGCUAGAUGCUACAGUAAUGAUAAGUCUUCAAACAACAAAAGAGAAUCAAACAUUUUCGUGUAGAAACCGAAAGGUUCAACCAAAUUCCUAUUUUUUCGUGUAGCGGAAGUCCGCUAGCUUAACGCUAACGUGUGACGCGAAGUCCCACAGGCAUGCUUGCGAAAAUUGGCCUCGAAUUCCAAUUCUGCUUUGCGGGCAAAUUGGCCGAUUAUCGGCGCUUCGUAGGGGGCCUUCUCGGGCCAAACGGGCGACAAAGCGGGUCAAGAUAUGAAUUGUGCUGUGCUUGGUGUGUGCCAGUAAUUGACGAAAGUACUUCAGUAGUACGCUGCGGUGCGGUGCCGCCAUUUUGACACGUGCUCACGUGUGUUGUUGGCCGUGUUCGACGCGCGGAAAUGAUUUUCCCAUUUCACCAGCGUGUUAGUGGCGCCUGCGACGCUUUGAAGUUAGCGAGCGAAAUGUCGUGACGUGCGUACGCGUGAUGUGCUGAUGACUCAUGGUUAAAUUAUUAAAUGUGAUAUUUAAUGACA
Molecule: messenger RNA, 5121 nt
Organism: Syngnathoides biaculeatus (alligator pipefish)
Lineage: Eukaryota; Metazoa; Chordata; Actinopteri; Syngnathiformes; Syngnathidae
Gene: usp20
Product: ubiquitin specific peptidase 20
Exons: 24
Coding region: 558-3332 (924 amino acids)
Biological process (GO): protein deubiquitination
Molecular function (GO): cysteine-type deubiquitinase activity; zinc ion binding
Source: RefSeq, a predicted model, not a curated record